ACCCUACUGGUGAGAUACACUGAGGAAUUGUGGAGGCUUGUGUGGGGAAGGGGCGGCCGGUCGGGAUUGAUGCGUCCGGAGUUGGGGACGCCUUUGCAAACAGCGGACAGGCCGGCCAACUCGAGGGCGAGCGGCAGAGAAGCGUGAGAAGGCAGAGAGCGGAGCGGACGCCGCAGCCAGGGCUGCUUUUGUUCCGUCGAGCGGACUCCUGCUUCGCGCCUUGUGCAGCCCCCCCCCCUUCGAAUCGCCACCUUUGGGUGCCCUGUUUGUGAUGGCUGAUCACAUGAUGAUGUCAAUGAGCCAUGGCAUGAAUGGGAUGCAGAACUACCGGAUAGGCAUGAAUGGGAUGCAAGCCCCACCGCAACACGGACAGCAGCAUGUGCUAAGGACGCUUCCUCCCAACCAUCAGAUGAUGCAGUAUGGAGGCCCUGCUAUGGAUGGAGGAAUGAGGCAAAGGCCAAGCAUUAACGGACAGAUGGGUCACCACCAGAUGCCAAACACAGUGAUGUUCAACAAUCCAAGUCAACCGCAACAGUACAUGGGACCUGUGGGUACCCAGCAACUUAUGGCAAGUAUGCACUUGCAGAAACUCAACACACAAUAUCAGGGCCAUCCUCUCCUAGGCAUGACUGCUGGCCCUGUUGGACCAGGUGCACAGCAAUACAGGAUGGGCCCGGGACAGCACUCGGGCAUGCAGCAUCUGCCCUCCCCUGCUUUGACCUUGAAUGUUAUGGACACGGAUCUUAUUGAUGAGGAGGUCUUGACUUCUUUGGUUAUGGAGCUGGGCUUGGACCGCAUUCAGGAGCUGCCAGAACUUUUUCUGGGACAGAAUGAGUUUGACUUCUUCUCAGACUUCGUUAACAAACAGCAGCCCAGCGCAAUCAGCUGCUGAGCAGCUCUGCCUGGGAAACAGGCCUGUUUUUCUUGUGGCCUGAUUGUGAUACACGCCUGCCUCCAGCAUUCUCAUUUUCUCCUGUAGAUACGUUGCCCAGAUUAUCUUUGCCAGUUGCUUGAAAAACAAUAAAGACAAUCACCAGAGGCUUUUUUUUUUACUUUUUUCCUCCCCUUGCACUGCCUUGCUGCUUCUCACAAGGGAGAGAAUGGCUUUUUCUUGUGCUGUUCUUGCAGAGAGGGUGGUUGAAAGGCUUCUGCAGAUGGGAAAUGAAUAACAGUUGUAGAACUUCAGCCAUUCAGGAAAGAAAGCCUGUCCCUUCAAAACUAUUCUGCAUUUGGACUACAAACAAUAAGAGGGGUGGGUUUCAAAGAGGCUGAGAACUGUUCUGCUGUAUCCUUCUCUGAUGCAGAACAAGCUGUUUCCAUAAACCCCUUUCCUUCAGGGGUAGUGAUAAUGGAUUUUUAACCUUUUUCCUGAAACAUGAAUGGCUGGGAGAUACUCUUCACUGUUUCUCCUGCCUUAUUGCCCUUCAGUACUGUGAAGUCUGCAACCAUCUCUCCUUUUUUUUACUUGAAAAUAACACUGGCCUCAGGUUGGGGUUUUUGGUUCUGUUCUUUUUUCCCCUCUUGUAAUUGCAUUCCUUUGUUUUGUAUUAAGCUGGCAGGAGUUUCUGGGAGAUAGCUGGCACAUGUGUUCAAAUGACAAAUCUUCAAGGUUAGGUCACUUCUGAUGGGGAAGACCAACUGAUUAGCAUUUCUUGAUAGGCUGCUACAAACAUGAGCUAUAAGCUGCUCUCUAGCUUUUUCUGCCUCUUGAAACCAAAUAAAAUAACCAUGUAAUUGUGUAUAUUUUUAAUUUUUCAAAGGGAAAAAGAAACCUUUGUUGUAUUUCUAUUUAUUUGGAAGGGCUCAAUGUUACCUUCUGAAAUCACUGAGAAGGGCUAAACAAGACACUGAAGUGCAUGUCCCUCCAUAAUUUUUGUUAUCUCUAAUUAAAGAGCAAGAAUAUUUUGUUUGAAUGAAAAAAUGGCUUGUUGCUUCUGGGGGCUUGAUUUUUUUUUUUAAGUUUUGAUUUUGUUUCUCAAAAAAUGAUGUGGAUAGCAAUUUUAUUUUUAUUUUCAAAUUCAGAAAGUUCAGUAGAGUGGAGAUUUGCUAAGGAUCCUUCUGUUUGCAGGCACACAUCUGUUGAUUAAUGAAGUGAAAAUGUACAGAUGAUUUUGUUUUUCUCCAAAUAAAAGCUAAACCCUCAAAUUUAA
Molecule: messenger RNA, 2150 nt
Organism: Crotalus tigris (Tiger rattlesnake)
Lineage: Eukaryota; Metazoa; Chordata; Lepidosauria; Squamata; Viperidae
Product: cbp/p300-interacting transactivator 3-like
Exons: 2
Coding region: 272-892 (206 amino acids)
Biological process (GO): regulation of DNA-templated transcription
Cellular component (GO): nucleus
Source: RefSeq, a predicted model, not a curated record